AUGUCCGAAUAUAGCCCACGAAACCGUUUAGGGAAACCUACGGUUUCCUCUCGGUUAAGCUACGGUAUCCCAAACCGAGAGUUCCAAUCUUUUGCACAUAGCACUUGUGGUUACAUCUCUUUGUCUAAUAACAUCCCUCCUACAAGUUCUCCACCUAAGGACAUUGGUGAGGUAGAAAAACUUGUAUCAGAAGGCAAAGUAGCUGUUGUCUUUGUCGAGCCCAUACAUGGCAAUGGAGGGAUAAAAAGCUUUACGCCACAAUACCUGCGGUCUUUACGGACUGCUUGCGAUAAAUCUGGAGUAUUACUUGCAUUCGAUGAGGUUCAAUGUGGCAUAGGUCAAACGGGCCGGCUUUGGGCCCACCAAGCACUCGGUGUAGAGCCGGAUUUUAUGAUUGUGCGAUUCCGUGGUAUGGACAUCGGGGCUCUUGUGGUGAAUAAAAAAAUGAAUGCCCUUAUACACAAAUAUGAAAACGAGCACAUGCACAUCCCUCGGGAAUGUGGUGAGGCUUUAAAUGUCUUCAGAAAAGUAGCUCAGCGUCGCUAUUUGGAUCACCAACUAGGAAGAAACGCUCGUGUAAAAGGAAUACAAGCAUUCGGCCUUGUAGCUGCAGUGGAGCUAGAUGUUGAUGCGCAAUCGUGUGUCGAUGAAUGUAAGAAGCGUGGUCUUGGGAUAGAGGUUGUAGGGAAAGGGAACAUCAUCUGUAUCAUGCCUCCAUUUAUGGUUACUACAUACCAGCUGGAUGAUGCAGUUGGCAUCAUAGAUGAGUGUCUGGGCGUUCUUGGAGGCAAUGGUUUUUUUUUUAGAAAAGGCAAAUAA
Lactuca sativa (garden lettuce) is the source of this 819-nucleotide messenger RNA. Lineage: Eukaryota; Viridiplantae; Streptophyta; Magnoliopsida; Asterales; Asteraceae. The record is from RefSeq and is a predicted model, not a curated record.